Messenger RNA from Sebastes umbrosus (honeycomb rockfish), 2020 nucleotides. It is a transcript of the gene ada2b, whose product is annotated as adenosine deaminase 2b. NCBI's taxonomy places the organism in Eukaryota, Metazoa, Chordata, Actinopteri, Perciformes, Sebastidae. Gene Ontology annotation, molecular function: adenosine deaminase activity. Gene Ontology annotation, biological process: adenosine catabolic process; inosine biosynthetic process. The record is from RefSeq and is a predicted model, not a curated record. The transcript has 8 exons. Bases 391 to 2007 code for a protein of 538 amino acids.
UGAUAGGGGAGUCUUUUCAGAGACGGUUGAGCUGAGACGCAGGACACCAGAAGCUCCCUCUUACUUGUAAGUAUUUUAUGCUUUAAAGUAGCUAGAUUUGCCUUUUAAAAUGUCUCUAUUUAGUUUACAUUAAUGAUCUGAAGGUUGGUUUCCUCCACUUUUAACUCAGGCUCUGUCUGUCAGCACUGUAAUGCAAGUUGAGCAACAUUAUCAUGUUGAUGAUCUUAAAACAAGUCACAUUGAUUUACCCACUAUGGGGCAAAUACUACAUAACCUCUCAUCCGAGGUAAAGGUCAUCAGUGCAUGUCUCUCACAGAGUAUUUCUUUCUUUACAGCAUCAGGUCUUGUGGAGGGAUCAUGUCCUAGCACCCUCCUGUGGCUCAUGAGGACAUGUUGAUCUUAAUCCACCCGGCUGUGGUCACCCUUCUGUGGUUUGUAAGAGUGACCGAUGGGAUGCCCGACCCGGCUCAGAGGGACCUGCUGAUGCGUCAGGAGGCGUCCAGACAGACUGGAGGCCGGGUGACGCUGACGGCGGCCGAGCAGAAGCUGGAUGUUUAUCUCCAUCGGUUAAAGGAGAAGGAGAUGUCUGCAGCUCAGUUCCCUCCGGCGAUCCACUUCUUCAGAGCAAAGCCGCUCAUCCAGAAGAGUCCCAUCUUCAAACUGCUGCAGAAGAUGCCUAAAGGUGCAGCCCUCCACAUCCACACCUCGUCUCUGGUCGCUGUUGAAUGGCUGGUGAAAAACGUCACCUACAGGCCUCACUGCUACGUCUGCUUCACCUGGGACAACUCGGUCCGCUUCCUGUUCUCCGACCGCCAGCCCUUCCCACGAUGGGACUGCCUCUACUGGCAGCUGCUCCAGACCUUGAGAGCCAGAAUAGGAGACCCUGCAGGCUUUGAUAACAGUUUGAUGCAGCAGCUCACGCUGUUCACAGAGGAUCCAGAUGGCGAGUACCCAAACCAAGAGGUUGUGUGGGAGAAGUUUGAGAAAGCCUUCAUCGCAGCUGCUGGACUCAUUAGCCAUGCGCCGGUGCUGAGGGACUUCUUCUAUAAGGGCCUAGAGGAGCUUCUCCAUGACAACAUCAUGUAUCUGGAGCUCAGGAGCGGCCUCUCAAGGACGUAUGAGCUUGACGGAUCCAUUCACGAUAAGGUCUGGGCUCUGAAAACGUUUCAAGAAGUUACGAGGAGAUUUGUAGCCGAUCAUCCGGACUUUCUCGGGGCUCGUGUCAUCAUUUCUGUGCACAGGGCUCUGAGGGUGUCUGAGGUCAAAGCAGCUGUAAAAGAGGCCAUUCAGCUGCAGAAGGACUUCCCAGAUGUUGUUGCUGGAUUUGACAUGGUUGGCCGGGAGGACGGUGGGAAGACUCUUUGGUACUUCAGGGAGGCCCUUUCUCUGCCAGCUGAGCUGGGUGUCACGCUGCCGUACUUCUUUCACGCCGGGGAAACAGGUGGUUUGACUAAAAGCACAAAAUACAUCAUUGUUAAUUACAGAACAGAGCGCUUUUUCAAAAGUUUGUAUGAAUCUUUUAAUAUCUACUUUGAUUCCACUGUGUGUUUGUUUGUAGAUGAUGAAGGCACCGACGUAGAUCAAAACAUUCUUGAUGCUCUGCUGUUCAACACCACACGCAUUGGACACGGCUUUGCUUUGGCACACCAUCCACUCGCGAGAGAGCUUUCCAGGAAGAGAAACAUUGCUGUGGAGCUGUGUCCCAUCUCUAACCAGGUGCUGAAGCUGGUAUCGGAUCUUCGGAACCACCCUGCAGCUGUGCUGAUGUCUGAGGGCCACCCGAUGGUGAUCAGCUCCGAUGACCCGUCUCUGUUCGGCACCACGGGCCUCUCCUACGACUUCUAUCAAGCCUUUGUUGGCAUUGGAGGAUUGAAAGCAAACCUGGGCACUCUGAAAGAGCUGGCUCUGAACUCCAUCAGGUACAGCUCCCUGCCAGCUCAUCUGAAGGACAAAAGUCGUGUCAUGUGGCAGAAAAAAUGGGACGCCUUCAUCUCAAGUCAGUCAUGACACCUGUAUCUUU